This is a messenger RNA of Salvelinus fontinalis (brook trout), 2851 nucleotides long. RefSeq names its product potassium channel, subfamily K, member 4a (gene kcnk4a). Bases 379 to 2130 code for a protein of 583 amino acids. Gene Ontology annotation, cellular component: membrane. The transcript is spliced from 8 exons. Gene Ontology annotation, biological process: potassium ion transmembrane transport; stabilization of membrane potential. NCBI's taxonomy places the organism in Eukaryota, Metazoa, Chordata, Actinopteri, Salmoniformes, Salmonidae. The record is from RefSeq and is a predicted model, not a curated record. Gene Ontology annotation, molecular function: potassium ion leak channel activity.
CCUCUUCUCCUCCAUCACAGUGAUGUAGAGUCCUGAGCAUGGGGAAACACCUUCCCACUGCCAGGAACACAUACACACACUUACUUAGUGGACACACACUUCUACUCUGUGAGCGUUUGGACAUACACACUUCUACUCAUAGAGCGGUUGAUGGUGAGAAGAGCCUGGACACCAAGAAGCACAUACUGGUUCUUCAGACUUCAUCGUUUCUCCUGAACUCAGCCCUGGGCCUGGUAGAGAGGAGAGAGAACUCUCAUCACCAGAUCUUCAGGAUGGAUAAAACGUGGACAACUGUGCCACCGUGUGUAUCGUGGAAGAGGCCGUAGAGCAGACCCUGGCGAAACCUGACUCCUGUGGUGGGGGGGUGAGCUCGGGGUGAUGCGGUGCCCCACCCUGCUGGCCCUGCUGGCAGGGGUCAUGCUGUACCUGGUGAUAGGGGCGCUGGUGUUCCGGACCCUGGAAAGCCCCAAGGAGAGCAAGGAGCAUGAGAAGCUGCUCUGUACCACACGUGACUUCCUCCAAAACCACUCCUGUGUCACCGCACAGAACCUCAGCGACCUCAUCAAGAGUGUGGUGAAGGCGGUGGAGGCGGGCCUGGAUGUAAAACACAGCUCCACCAACUUCACUAGCAGGUGGGACCUGGCCAGCGCCUUCUUCUUCUGUGGUACCAUCAUCACCACCAUCGGGUUUGGUAACCUGUCUCCCAGGACCAAAUGGGGCCAGCUGUUCUGCGUGUGUUAUGCCUUGGUAGGGAUCCCUAUGUUUGGUUUCCUGCUGGCUGGUGUCGGGGACCACAUGGGGACGGGGCUGAGGAAGGCCGUGUGGAAGAUGGAGACACUUUUCCUGAAGCGGCGGGUCAGUCCCACUUAUGUGCGGGUCAUGUCUGCCGUUCUGUCCAUCCUGAUUGGCUGUCUGAUCUUCCUCGCCGUGCCAACGCUGGUGUUUAAGGAAGUGGAGGACUGGUCCUUUCUGGAGGCGCUCUACUUUGUGGUCAUCACCCUGACCACGGUCGGCUUCGGAGACUAUGUAGCAGGUGCUAACCGGCGGGACGGAGAUCUGUUUAAGCCCCUUGUGUGGCUCUGGAUAGUGUUUGGCCUGGCUUACUUUGCUUCCAUACUCACCAUGAUCGGGAACUGGCUGCGGGUGCUGUCCAAGAAAACACGUGCUGAGAUGGAGGAGUUGAGGGCCCAUGCUACAGACUGGACCCAGAACAUCCAGAACAUGUCCAUGGACUUCCGGAUCCCCAACCCUCUGGAACUCAAUGACCCCUUCCUGCUGCAGCGGCGCCGCUGGAAACGCAGCACCCGGCGACGGGUCCGCAGGGGGGCGCUGGGGCACCGCGGCAGGCAGGGCGCCAUAGGGGAGAACGGACAUCUGCCCAAUAGGUGGGUCACACGCUCCAUGACCCGUCUGGAGGUCGUGAGGUUAGGGGGGGGUGAGGUUAGGACUGAGGGGGUGAGGUUAGGACCAGGGAUGGGGCUAGGGGUAGGUUUGAGGGCAGAUUGCAGGGUCAAUGCGAGGUCAGAGGGCCGGACGGUUGCGAGGUCGCUGUCGAUGCCUGCGGCGCGCUCCGUGAUGGAGUUAGACUAUGACCCUGAUCCUGUUGCGAUAAUGAUGAUGCCAUGGGAGUCGGGCUCUGUGUCCGAGUCUCCAGAGUCUGACUCCAGAUCAGUUGUCUCCUCCUCUGACUCUCACACCUCUGACAUGUGUAUGCCAGGGCGGAGGAUGCCUUUUGCUAGUUUUGACCCCAGUGGGUCUCUCUGUACUGAACAGAGGGGACGCCAUGGAGGAUCCAGGCUGGUAUAUUUCAGGGAGGACGUCCGGUUCCCUGUGCCUCUCCAGCAACUCCCCAAGUCACCCAACUCCACCAUGCCGCUCCCCAUGACCCCUUUGCCCACCCCGCCAGGCUGCAAGAUGCUAGAUUUCUUCGGGGAGAACUUGGCCUACAUCGACGAGUCGUCAGACACGCUAAGUGACCGGAACCAGACGGUUGAGGGGGGUGUCAGUCCUCGUCCCCGGAUACACCGCAGGAGGAGCAUGAGGAGGCAGCUGAAGGAGAGGAGGGACAGCGACAUGCAGCCCCCCUCUAACCCCCCGACUCCUCCCCCCCUCCCCCAUCUCAGAGACUGACACAGUGACAUGCAGUCCCCUCCUCUAACCUCCCCACCCCUCCCCCAUCUCAGAGACUGAUGAACAAACUGACAGACACAGGUCAUGAAGGGGGAUACUAAGGCUGGUCUUUAUUACCAGUGUCCAAAGGAGAGGCAGACCUUAAAGCUCAGAUGGACUUAUGUACUGGGGAUAAAUGUGGCCCAGGCCAACAAUUCAUUAGAUCUCACUGACUGAGGACCACAGUCACCAUUGAGAAAUAUUUGUAUGAAAACCAAUGAAUGUAUUCAGCAGCACAGAUAUAGAAUAUAUAAACUGUCUCAGCUCAGUGAAGUCAGACUCACUGGGUUGAGAAAUAGUACCAAGUGUAGUACAACAGCUCCUCUGCAUAGGUGUAGAGGCUGCUGUCCUGUCUGCUACUGGAGCUCGGCCCAACCUCAGCCACCGUUUUUAAAUGACACUAAAGUGGAAGGACUUUUUUUAAUAACCAUUUAGAUCUGGUGUCAGAGGUCCAUAUCUCUGUAUAUCCAGUGUCCUUCAGCAUGUGGGAUAUUCAGUACUCUGCUUGUAUAGCUUGUUUGUUUUGACGCUGUUCUCUUGCCCUGAAUGUGUAUGUGCCAAACUGGUAUUUAAAAUAGAAUUGUGCUUUUCUAAAUAAAGGAAAGUCCUAUACAAACCUACAAUACUGUAUGUUUGAUAGACUGAUGAGAUAACAACAUGAUAUACUGUGUAGAGAGGCCUU